AUGCCUUCGUCUCGAAUAAAAUGGGACGACUGGAAGGACAAGGUGAUGCUAAUGGCAGUGUUCGAGCAAAUGAACAUGACCUCUCCCGACUUCAAUCGGCUCUCCAAAGUGAUGUGUGGAGAUUACAGUGCGGAUGCUUUGAAAAACCGCUUCAGGACACUCAACAAAGAAGCUGCAGCUAUAUUGCGUGAUCGCCAGCGUCAUGCCGAAUCUCAAGAAAUGACAGCCGAGACACUUCCCAUGAUGUCCGGAGCUGUGAACGGUUCAGACGAUAACGAUGUACUCGUGGUCCGAGGGGCUGCACUACGAGGCGAGCUUACGCCCCCUAUGAGCGAGCCGUCCCCGAGCAUGCAAUCAAGACGCUGUCCUCCACAGGCACAGAUAGCCAUGCAGGAAGUUAUCACGCCAAAUUCUCAGCCUUCCAGCAUUGGUCGCCACUCUCUGAGCAACGGCAUACAAUACCAGCAGCACUCGAGUUUGAACUACGAUUCAAAUGUACAUCCAGCACGCCGUCCCCAGUGCUCCCACGAUACAACCUCCCCUGCUCGCCCGUACAAUCAUCCUCAAAUAACGUCAGGCGGACGCAAUUUCCUUCGCAGACAGCAAGAUCGGAGCUGGGAUCAGAGUUACCGGACCAAGAAUACUGGUGGAAGGCCUUUCAAGCCACGAAAUCAAAACAACCGUCAGCGCAAUAUGCCCCAGAUGACCCGAGUCGAAAUAAAUCAUGGGCCUGUACAUACCAGAUUUUAA
Messenger RNA from Aspergillus udagawae, 750 nucleotides. RefSeq lists its product as uncharacterized. Bases 1 to 750 code for a protein of 249 amino acids. NCBI's taxonomy places the organism in Eukaryota, Fungi, Ascomycota, Eurotiomycetes, Eurotiales, Aspergillaceae. The record is from RefSeq and is a predicted model, not a curated record. The transcript is spliced from 2 exons.